AUGUCCAAAGAGUUGAUAGAACGUGUUUCAAACUAUCUCAAUAACAAUGUUCAAAUUGAAUUGAUCUCACAAGGUGCGGAAGCCGUUGUUUUCAUUACCCACAGCCAUCCAUAUCUUCCAAAUGCGUCUGACGACAAGGAACAGUAUAUUAUAAAAUACAGACCCGCAAAGAAAUACAGACACCCAGCAAUUGAUAAAGCGUUGACGAAACACAGAACCUUGAGUGAAUCUCGAAUUUUGGCCAAAUUAUCCCAGAUCGAUGGGAUAAACGUACCUAAACUCAUCGCUUGUGAUGUCUAUAAUGGGUGUAUAUGGCUUGAGUUUCUAGGUGUGGACUUGCCAAAUCAAUGCGGUUUUAGCAACUUGAAGAAUUUCCUGUGGAUGAGCGUUGCAGAUCCUUACUCGCAAUUGGUCGAAGAUGUGCUGAUAAAAGUGGGUCGUCAAAUUGGACUCUUACAGUGGAACGAUUAUUGUCACGGAGAUUUGACAACAUCGAACAUCGUUUUGGUGCCAGAAAAUGGAACGUGGUCAGCAUUUCUCAUUGAUUUCGGUUUGGGGUCCAGCUCGAAUUUAGUAGAAGACAAAGCUGUUGAUUUGUAUGUUCUUGAAAGAGCCAUAAUCAGCACGCAUUCGUCGUUUGCCGAUAAGUAUAACCAGUGGAUAAUGCAAGGUUUCAGUCAAAUUUACGAGUUACACGGGAAAUCAGGUUUAAAGAAGCUAAAAGAGAUUACACGCAGAUUUGAAGAUGUAAGACUUCGGGGUAGGAAGAGAAGUAUGAUUGGUUAG
Molecule: messenger RNA, 786 nt
Organism: Lachancea mirantina
Lineage: Eukaryota; Fungi; Ascomycota; Saccharomycetes; Saccharomycetales; Saccharomycetaceae
Source: the annotation of a GenBank genome assembly